Molecule: messenger RNA, 905 nt
Organism: Musca domestica (house fly)
Lineage: Eukaryota; Metazoa; Arthropoda; Insecta; Diptera; Muscidae
Exons: 3
Coding region: 149-589 (146 amino acids)
Source: RefSeq, a predicted model, not a curated record
AGUUAAAUUGUUGUAAAGUGUUAUAUUUUAAGGGAAAACGACAGGACAGGUGUCCUUUGAUUUCCAACACCUGCUAGAUAUCAAAUCUUCUUCUGCAAGAAUUCAGAAGAAGAACCCCCCCCACCAUCAUCGACCAACAGCCAUCUACAUGAGUAUGCUGGGAUUUGUGUAUUUGGUCCUGAUACUGGGUUGGAUAUUGAUUGUCCUGUUUCUAAAGUGCAAAAAAUCUAUAACGCCCCACAUUGGAUUAAGCGACAACUACACAGACGCCACCAUUGAUCAUCGCAAUCCCUCGGUUCAUGUCAUACAAUUGCAACGGGAUGAUUUGGAGCAGGAGGAUCAGUUAAUGGAAUCUUAUCAUCAGCGUAGCAAUAGUCUGAGAAGGCAUUCACAGCGUAUACCUCUGUCAGCGGUGGAUGAGCGAAAUAUUGUGACCACCUAUCCAACCGAUGCCAUAAUUAAUCCCGCCUAUACCCACGAUGAGGAUUAUGUGAUUAAUGUAGCACCACCACCCUCCUACGAUGAGGUCAUGCGUCAACCGAAUGUUUAUCCCAAAGUUCAUAGCAAAAGUAGCGAGGCAAAUAUUUAAUGAGAAUACAAAGGGAAUAUCAAAAACUAACAGCAACAACGAAAAUGACAACAAAAUUUAACUGUGAUUCAACCUAGCCUUGGACGUGAAAAUUUAAUGAAAACGGAAUUGUAAUUCCCAACAUCAAACUAAAGAGGAUACACUUUUUGGCAAGGGAAGCGACAAGAAAUCUCAAAUAAUGUUUGUAUGUAUGUAGAAGUAAAUAAUUUGGGUUCGUUUUUCUAAUAUUAAUAAUAACAUUUUGUAUAUAUAAAAAAGUUUCAAUGUAGAUGAUUUAUAUUUUUUAAUAAAACUACAACACGGAAAAUAUUUUUCU